This is a messenger RNA of Naegleria gruberi, 606 nucleotides long. RefSeq lists its product as uncharacterized. The coding region runs from base 1 to 606 and encodes 201 amino acids. The record is from RefSeq and is a predicted model, not a curated record. NCBI's taxonomy places the organism in Eukaryota, Heterolobosea, Eutetramitea, Acrasida, Naegleriidae. The transcript has a single exon.
AUGGUAGAACAUCCACAAGUAGUAGAAUUCAGUUUUGAUGGAAUAAGAUACCUCAUCAAGGACCAUGAGAAAGUCAAAAGCCUUUUCAAUGAAUACUUGAAUGGAACCAACACUUCACAAACUCACAAACGCCAACUCGUCAAACAAUUCACCACAGAAAUUGUCAAGCAUGCUUCAAGUGAGGAAAGAUAUCUCUAUCCAAUCCUUUUAGAAAAGAUGGGAAAUGAACAAGCCAAACUCUUGUACAAUAAGAAUUUGCUAGAUGAUUUGAUUACAAAGGAAAUGUUACGUUUCUUCGAGACGAGUGUAAUUCGUAAUGACUUUGAUUGGCACGUGUUUGAUAAGGCUGUUAGGAAAUUCAUCGAGAUGGAACUUCAUCACAUUGAAGAGGAGGAAAAGGAUGUUUUUCCGAUUAUUAGACAAUCACUUAAUGAGGAAGAAUUAGCAACACUAGAAGAUGCAAUUAAAUGGGCAAAAGAUCACGGGCCAACUCACCCUCAUCCGAUGGAGAGUAUGACAAAUCCACAAGCUGCAAUAACUCAUCCAGUUACAGGACGUUUGGAUCGCUUACGUGAUGAGAGAGAACAAAAUGCAAUGAAGGAUUAA